Messenger RNA from Marchantia polymorpha subsp. ruderalis, 1428 nucleotides. The record is from the annotation of a GenBank genome assembly. Lineage: Eukaryota; Viridiplantae; Streptophyta; Marchantiopsida; Marchantiales; Marchantiaceae.
CAAGCUCAACCUGGGCCUCCUCAUCGACCUCGGGCUCUGAUUGAAGGUGGUUCUGACUCUACCAAAUCUGGAGGUCAAACUGCUUUUGAGAGGGUUCGAUAUUCUAUCGAGACGGGCCGGAAUAUCUGAAAUCCAACUUUAAAAAUGGCUUCAGAUGGACCAAAUAUGCAGCGUACGACAUUCACUUCCGUCCUCUUCUUCGUUUUCGUCGCAGUUGCUGCAGAGGCGCAACUGUCUACGAGUUUUUAUGACUCCACUUGUCCCCAUGCCGCCUCUAUAGUGCAAGCAAAGGUUGAUGCCUUUGUGGAGAGUGACCGGGGAUUGGCAGCAGCUCUGAUGCGUCUCCACUUCCAUGACUGCUUCGUCCGAGGCUGCGAUGGAUCCGUUCUUCUCAACUCAACCGAUCCUAAUAUUCUCACAGAAAAGUCCGCGCUGCUAAACAACAAUUCUCUUCGAGGAUUUGAACAAAUUGAUGAGAUCAAAAUGGAGCUGGAAUGUGCAUGCCCAGGUGUUGUUUCAUGUGCAGAUAUUUUAGCUCUGGUGGCCCGGGAUGCUACUGUCAAGGUUGGUGGCUGGAGCUGGCCAGUAUUUCUGGGCCGCAUUGAUGGUGCAGGCUCAUUUGCAGAUGAAGUUAAUGGCAGCUUGCCUGAACGGAGGGAUAACUUUACAAAACUUGUAGAAACUUUCGCCAAAGUUGGACUUGACGCUAAGGACAUGAUCAUCCUUUCAGGUGGACAUUCCAUCGGGCAAGUUCACUGCGGCGCCUUCUUCGAGCGUCUGUACAACUUCCAAGGUCUUAAUAUCACCGACCCAUCAAUGGACCCUGAGUUUGCUGCCAUGCUUAAGGCUCAGUGCCCUCCGACCAGACCUUUCGACUUCAUGGCUCUGGAUGCCACCAACGGCACCUUCGACUCUACCUACUAUUUGGACCUUCUGACCAACAAAGGUCUUCUUGAGUCGGAUGUGGCACUUUUGAGCGAUCCUUUGGGAGUAGAGUAUGCGAUCAAAGCUGUGCAGGAUCCCAACACCUUUCUGUUUGAGUUCGGCAUGGCAAUGAUCAAAAUGGGCAACAUUCCAGCGAGCGAUCCUUACGGCUGGAGAAAGCAUUGCGCCUUCACGGAACCAAAGUUUUAGACCCGGGUGAAUUCUUGCGGAUUUGACGACAAUCUGCAAUAAGCACGUUAGGACGUGCUCUCUGCUUCUUCAGGCAGAUCUUAGGAAUAAGUUUCUGUUGCGUUUAUAAUUUCCAUGAAGUCUCAUCAUUUACGAGAUCGUGGUAGAAUUGGAUCUGUUCAGAUUUGUAGAGCUCUAGGCUAUUUUGAGGAAUAGACUGGUUUCUUCUGUACAAAAUUUAUUGAAACAGGCGAAAAUUGAACCGAUGUUUGGAAAUCAAUAAAUAGUAUCCAAUUCGGACAAGAAUGAAGGGAA